CGCCCCGCGGCGCAUUGUGGGAUCUGUCCGACUGCGGGGUGGUGGAGGACACCGCACUUGGCCAUGGGGAUCCAGCCGAGCUCAGUCCUGCUGGCCUCGCUGGGGGUGGGGCUGCUUACUCUGCUCGGCCUGGCUCUGGGCACCUACUUGGUUCGAAGGUCCCGCCGGCCUCAGGUUACUCUCCUGGACCCGGAUGAGAAGUAUCUGCUGCGUCUACUGGACAAGACGACUGUGAGCCACAACACCAAGAGGUUCCGCUUUGCCCUGCCCACCGCCCACCACAUUCUGGGGCUGCCUGUGGGCAAACAUGUCUACCUCUCUGCCCGAAUUGAUGGCAGCCUGGUCAUCAGGCCGUACACUCCUGUCACCAGUGAUGAGGACCAAGGCUACGUGGAUCUCGUCAUCAAGGUUUAUCUGAAGGGUGUGCACCCCAAAUUUCCUGAGGGAGGGAAAAUGUCUCAGUACCUGGAUAGCCUGAAGAUUGGGGAUGUGGUGGAAUUCCGGGGGCCAAGUGGGCUGCUCACUUAUACCGGGAAAGGGAAUUUUAACAUUCAGCCCAGUAAGAAAUCUCCACCAGAACCCCGAGUGGCAAAGAAACUGGGAAUGAUCGCUGGAGGGACAGGUAUCACCCCAAUGCUACAACUGAUCCGGGCCAUCCUGAAAGUCCCUGAAGAUCCAACCCAAUGCUUUCUUCUUUUUGCCAACCAGACAGAAAAGGACAUAAUCCUGCGGGAAGACUUAGAGGAGCUGCAGGCCCGAUAUCCCAAUCGCUUUAAACUCUGGUUCACUCUGGAUCAUCCCCCUAAAGAUUGGGCCUACAGUAAGGGCUUUGUGACUGCUGACAUGAUCCGGGAGCACCUGCCUGCCCCAGGGGAUGAUGUACUGCUGCUGCUCUGUGGUCCACCCCCAAUGGUACAGCUGGCCUGCCAUCCCAACUUGGACAAAUUGGGCUACUCACAAAAGAUGCGGUUCACCUACUGAGCACCUCCCAGCUUCCUUGCUCCCCGUGUCUGCAAUUGCACCCAGUCAGUACUCACACACUACAAGCCCUAGAUUUUUUUCCUGAGAAUGUCAGCCCUUUGUAUCUUACUCUGGAGCUAAAAUGUGGAUGGUAACUGCAGGAACAACAUUCCUGUAGCCAUAGAAAAGGGCCAAGGCUGAGUCAGUCCCAAGAAGGCCCCCAGAUCUCCCUAAGAUGAAAAGUCCAGGUGAGGCCCCUGGAGCAGUCUCAUUCCUAGGGUUGAAAAGAAGGAGGUAUGUACAUUUGUUCCAAGACUGGACUGGUUCUUUGAUAGCAUCACACCCUCACCUUCUUUGUGUUUGUGGUGAAAGGAACAGAUAUACAGAGGGUUUUUCUUAGUCUUCAGUGCUUAAAAUGUGCGCAAAUUCUGCUUAUGUAACUGCGAGUUGAGUGAAUGUACAAAGGUAGUCUUAUAGAGACAGGGAAAGGAGGAAAUGGUUUCUUCAGAACUUCAGACAGAGGAGUAUAAAGCAUGUUUUUGUGUCUGUCUCUCUCGGCCCCAGCCAGGCUGGAGGGAAAUGGCUAUCUAUAAUCUAAGACGACUACUUGCACAGGAACCUCUGGCUGUUCAAAUAAAUGGGCCUGGGGCCCCAAUGUGAUACAUAAGGGGUUGUUGUGUUGGGGUGCUUGUUUCUAACUGCCUAUGGAUCUUGGAGGAAAAAUCUUCUCAGCACAGAAUCUUCUGGUCUUCCAAAGAGCCUUUGAGCAGCUGUACCAUGUGCUGAAAUGUGAGCUGCCACCAGGCUCUGCAGUCAUCUCAGCAGCUGUUUCUGCAGAGCCAGAGCUCUCUUCCCUGGAGGCUUCUGAGGUGGGGGAAGGAGAACACGUUAGAGGGGUGUUUUGGAGCACAGGUACCCCUCCCAAUAGUCCUUUGAUUUGAUCGCUCUUCCCCUCUUCCUUCUCUUAGCCUUUCCUUCACUGUAUUUAUUCUUCAGGGUACUUGGCAAACAAAUCAAAGGAUUGCCUUUCCAUUUGGAAGGGAAGCCUUCUUUAAAAAGUAACCUGACAUCACCAGCCCCAGACAGACUUGGUAUCUGAACAAGGUUGGCCUCCACAAGGCCCAUCUGUCCCAAGCCACCCUUCUCUGCUAUGAGAGCAUGACCCAAUCCACUCUCUUCUCCCAAGACAGGACUGCGGCAGCCUCUUCAGAUUUGUCUGUGUUAGUGUCAUUGGGACAAAAUGAUACUUGAGUUUAGGAGGGAGGUUGACAUUGUUUUUCUUCAUGGAACUGUGUGUUUCUGUCUAUGGAGCCAUUGAGAAUGGCUGGUGGGACCCUCAGAUUCUUCAGUAAACUCUGUUGGUGGUAUUUCAUCAAACAUUUCUUGAUCUGCUAGGAUAGUAUGUAUAUGACAUUGUGUUUUGUAAGCCACCUCACCUACAGAAAGGAAAAAAUAUAUUUUGGAAUUGGGAAUUGAAUCCAGGGGCACUUUACCACUGUACAUCCCCAUCCCCUUUUAU
Messenger RNA from Sciurus carolinensis (gray squirrel), 2479 nucleotides. Its product is annotated as NADH-cytochrome b5 reductase 1. Gene Ontology annotation, cellular component: mitochondrion. NCBI's taxonomy places the organism in Eukaryota, Metazoa, Chordata, Mammalia, Rodentia, Sciuridae. The transcript has 9 exons. Gene Ontology annotation, molecular function: FAD binding; oxidoreductase activity. The record is from RefSeq and is a predicted model, not a curated record. Bases 64 to 981 code for a protein of 305 amino acids.